Messenger RNA from Aspergillus fijiensis CBS 313.89, 270 nucleotides. RefSeq lists its product as uncharacterized. Lineage: Eukaryota; Fungi; Ascomycota; Eurotiomycetes; Eurotiales; Aspergillaceae. The record is from RefSeq and is a predicted model, not a curated record. The transcript has 2 exons. Bases 1 to 270 code for a protein of 89 amino acids.
AUGCCCUCGUCUUUCUACGCUCAAGGAGCUCGUAUUUGGGCUGUGGAGAAGGAGCGAAGAGAAUCCAAGGCCGUCGUACCCCAGCGGUCGAAUCUUCGCCGACGAGACACGAUCGAGAUCCUCAAGGCCGCCUUCGGAACCGAGGAUUCAGCGUUCUUUGAAGAAGCCACCCGGUGUCACAAGGGCAAGCUGUCAAUGGACUUCUUCGCUUGGGCUCAGGAGCAAUUCGCUUGUGAAGAAAGUUCCUUCGCUAAAGUGCAAGACGGAUAG